GUAAUCACUCCCUGAAUCAGUUGUUAACAGAAUCUCGAUACUAGUUUUGAUGAUCGCAUUAGCAACUUGAGCUUUCGACGCAUACUCCGCCAACAUGGCGCCCACUUUGAUCAUCGUUGCCUCCAUUAUCAUCUUCCCAUUUCUGACUUACUAUGCGACUUCAUCGUUGUUCUUCCGGAGAGCCAACAACAAUUCCACUGGCAAAGCGCCCCCUACAAUACCGUAUUUCAUACCCGGUUUAUUCCACGCUGUCAGCUUCACACAAUCAGGUGCUCGAAAAUACUUCGCGGAGCUCAUCAAAGAAUAUGGCACCUUUGCUCCAUUCAAGGUCAAGGCGGGACCGCGUUCAUAUGUCGUCCUACGAGAUCCGACUCAUAUUAUCAGAGUUUUGGACGCGCCGGAGCAUCUAACCGCAAACACAGUCAAAGUCGAGAUGUUCGAUAAGCUGUUCGGCUCGCCACGAGCUGCAGAGCAUUUGCACCAAACCGAAGCAAGCGACCGCAACGAUCAUGAAGUAAGCACACCCGAGCAGCUACCCUUCCACAUUCCGGACACUACUCUCGCCUCAGCAACCGAGGUCUACAUAUCCAAGCUGUCCGCGAGCAUGCACGACAAGAUGUUUCAGUUUGAUUCCUGGACGCGAAUCGAAGACUUAUGGUCGUUUCUCCAGCUAGUGCUUCUUCGUUGCACUCUGGAUGCGUUCUUCGGAUCUGCGCUGCUGAAAAAGUAUCCAAAAAUGAUCCGUGACUACCUGGACUUCAACGCUGCGACUGAAGACUUUGUGCAUGGUAUGCCUCGUAUAAUGGUGUCUGGUGCUACAAAGCCACGCGACCGCUUACAUCAGGGCAUGAGAAGUUGGUUAACAGCCACCCGCGCUGAGAUUGAUGAGACAGGUGAGCAUAACGCAGACUCAGUCGAAGAUGACUCUGUGUGGGAUGAAAAGACGGGAUUGCGAUUCAUCUGCAAGCACUACAACGCCUGUAAAGUCGACAAAGUCGAGGAGGUGAACAUCAGAGCAAGAGCGGCGGAGGUGCUAGGCAUCAUACACUCUACCAACACUGGGCUCGUAUCGUCUACAUUCUGGAUGACUAUUGAGAUCAUGCGCAAGUCCCACCUUACCCGUGACAUGAUAGCCAGCGUAGUCCGACACUUGUCCCCCAUAACACACAAGUAUGACGUGCUCGGGCUUGCUCAGGAGCCACUCGCAAAGUCUCUCCAGACCGAAGUGCGUAGACUUCGAACAGGGACUUGUGUAGUACGUACCAACAAAACCGACGGCUUUCCAUUGGACAAGCAAUGGUCAUUACCCAAUGGGGCGACAGUGGCUAUUUUCUCCUACGAUAUUUCUCUCAACACCGACGUGUGGAAGAAGAUCCAGCCUCAAGCUCUUAAAAAGCCGCUUGAAGAGUUUUGGGCUGAGCGAUUCAUGGUACCCGAACAAAAGAGCAGGUCCAAAAAGCAUGUUGGCGUUGAUACGAGCGGAUCUGCUACGCAGGAUCUUGGAGAUUUAGUCACAAGGCUCGUCGCAUGCGAUCAAUAUCCGGGGUCACGCUUUAUCUCAGCCUUGCAAAUGGCCACGUUGGCGGUUCUGUUCGCCGAAUUUGAAGUUCAACUUUGCGACACUGAACAGGUAGACGCGGCUCUACCUCCGAUUCGUGAAUCCGCCUACGGGACGGUAAAGCCCCUGGAAAAGAUUGCAGUGCGCAUAAGGAAGCGGAAGACCUAGAAAUAUCGCAAUACAGGAGCACUAUGAACCGCUCAGCAUUACGGUG
Molecule: messenger RNA, 1772 nt
Organism: Macroventuria anomochaeta
Lineage: Eukaryota; Fungi; Ascomycota; Dothideomycetes; Pleosporales; Didymellaceae
Product: cytochrome P450
Exons: 3
Coding region: 95-1726 (543 amino acids)
Molecular function (GO): iron ion binding; steroid hydroxylase activity; oxidoreductase activity, acting on paired donors, with incorporation or reduction of molecular oxygen
Source: RefSeq, a predicted model, not a curated record